GCGUCUCCAAGGUGAUGUCAUGGAGGCAGCAUUGAUGCUGUUGCUGAUGCUGUUGCCCGGCGCCUGCAUCCACAGAGCCAGACGGAGGGUAACCACAGUCAGCCGUCCAACUUCAGCAGCAGAGACCGCAGGAACAGAAACAGGAGUGAGAAGGCGCUUUGAUUUCCCUGGAGAGUUACAACCGCAGUGACAAGAUGACUCUGGCAGCCUAUAAAGAGAAGGUCAAAGAGCUCCCCCUGGUGUCUCUGUUCUGCUCCUGCCUGAACCCACAGACUGCAGAUAACACCACAUAUAAAGCAGAAGAUGCGGUGGACCUGGGCUGGUGCGUCAUGAAAGAUGUGGAGGUGAUCGAGCUGAACAAGCGGACAUCCGGCCAGGCCUUUGAGGUCAUCCUCAAGCCUCCGUCCUUUGAUGGCCUGCCAGAACUCAACACCUCCAUGCCGCAGCGCCGCGACCCAUCCCUGGAGGAGAUCCAGAAGAAGCUGGAGGCUGCUGAGGAGAGACGAAAGUGCCAGGAGGCUGAGCUGCUGAAGCACUUGGCAGAGAAGAGAGAACAUGAGCGUGAGGUCAUCCAGAAGGCCUUUGAGGAGAACAACAACUUCAUCAAGAACGCAAAGGAGAAGCUGGAGCAGAAGAUGGAGGCGAACAAGGAGAACAGGGAGGCCCUUCUGGCGGCCAUGCUGGAGAGGCUGCAGGAGAAGGAUAAACAUGCAGAGGAAGUGAGGAAGAACAAGGAGAUGAAGGAGGAGGCGUGCCGAUAGAUGCAACGGAGCCAGAAGAAGGGACAAAAAUAAAGGGAAUCCGACAAACAGACAUAAAAAAGGACAUAACAGCGACUUGAAUGAGCUUCAGAGAAAAGCUUUUACAUUGGAUGUGUGCUGUCAGACCUCCUGUGCUGUACAAAGUUUAAUGAUGCUUGAUGUAUAAGGGGAACUGGUUUAGGGGAACUGGUGGGGUGGGCGGCUACAUCAACACAAACAAGUAUUCAACAUCCAUGAUUUCUUCUUUAUUGCAGAAUGAAAGCAAAAUCACUUCUUUCUUCUUUAUUGUUUCUAUCAGAAAGCAGAAAAUUAAAAUUGCCUGAGUUAAA
Molecule: messenger RNA, 1090 nt
Organism: Cyprinodon tularosa
Lineage: Eukaryota; Metazoa; Chordata; Actinopteri; Cyprinodontiformes; Cyprinodontidae
Gene: stmn4
Product: stathmin-like 4
Exons: 6
Coding region: 195-761 (188 amino acids)
Biological process (GO): microtubule depolymerization; neuron projection development; regulation of microtubule polymerization or depolymerization
Cellular component (GO): cytoplasm; neuron projection
Molecular function (GO): tubulin binding
Source: RefSeq, a predicted model, not a curated record